GAUAUUUAAUAAUAAUAGUAUUUAAAUUUAGGUUUUGUCCUUUUUAUAUAGAUGAGCUUUAGUUGAGUACAAUGUUGACUGGUGUUCCUUUUUCCCUUAAGACCUUAAAUCUAGGUGUGUCACAAAAUAAAAACCCCACAGGAAGAAUCAAAACAAAACCACCUAACUGUCAGGAUCAAUUGACAUAAGCAGGCGUGUCUGUGAAAAACAGGAUUUGAGCUACUUUCACCGACUCCUUCAUAUUAGUGAUGGCAGCUCUACAAGGGAAUACAAGUCAUUUCACCAUGGUCCUUUGGAAAAUCUUUUUUUUCUUGACCUGUUCAGGAAGUCUUGGGGAGUGGAAGAAGAGCUGUGAUUCCUGCCUAAAGUCUCGGGCUGAUGGAAAACAACAUCUAUAAGGAAUUGCAUCAACUCCAAACAACAAAGUACGCCAAAGUGUUUGGAGCUAUUCCAUCUGGGGUCAGUAUUUUAGACAUCAUCAAAGGAUUCACUCAGAGAAUACUUCUCUAUUGUCUUCAGUAAAUACUCCCAUCCUGUGGGGAAAAUCUUUAUAUCCUGUCACCAAAGGAAAACUAAUAGAUCCAUAAGAUCAUUAUUCCGGGUCAACAAUGCAACACUACCACCUAGUGUUUCUUACUGGGUUAGUUUUGCGGCUGAUAUACCAUGGAAGGAUGUUUGCCUGGUACCCAAUACAUUUUUGGUCACUAACAAAAUAAAAGAAGUUUCAUAGAGAAUUGUGCAUACAAUUUAUCCGGCCAAAGCAUAUAUUUAACAUAGAUAAUGUUGUAAUUGGUUUUACUUUAUUAAUUUUGUUGUGAUAUUUAAAGUGUUUUAUGUCAAGUGAAUUGUUAAUCUGAUUUGCACUUCAGGGCCACCGUAUACUUAUCUAUCUCUUCUCAUCUUUUAAAUCUUUCCACAUUUAAAAAUUUUAAAAAGAAAGGUUACAUUUAAUUGUCCUUCAUCCAUGUAAGUAAUUUCUUAAUAUGUACAAAAGAAAAAGAGAAUUUUUUUUUUUUUUACAUAUAGCAACUACUUAGACAAUAUGAUAUAUUUAUGGGGUGUGAUCAUGUUUAUACUUCACGUGUUUCUAAAGUCUCGUUUUUUUUUUAAAUUCACAAUUGAAACAUUUUGGCAGCAUUUUAGAUAAAUAAUUAGGCCAAAUUCUUGAACACAACACUCAAACUAUUAAAAAAACUUUUUAAGGCAAAUAAACAAUCCAAAGAUUGUAUUAUACAGGUCCGUGCACCAGUAAUUGAUAUAAAAUGGCUAGAGUUUAGAUUAAACUUUGCUGUUUUUUAAUUGACUUCUUUUUAUUAUUAUUGUUAUCAUUACUUUUCUGUUUUACACUUUACUGUUCUGUAAAUGUAUUUAUAUUCAAUAAAGUUUUUUUUUACUUUGAAGUUGUUGUUUAUUAGAAGGCUAUGUCUUGAUAACUCCAGAUUCUUGUUAUGUUAAUCUUUAACAUCCUUUUAGUGACGAUUCUGAGUUAGUUAGUCAGUGCAGCUGAAACACAAAAAACUGUAGUGUUGCUUGGUUUAAAUAAAGCUUUAGGGAAAAAACAGCUGUGACGUAAUUGCUAGGAAUGUUUUGAAGGGAAAGGGGCGGUGGUGGACUGUCACUGAAGCACUCAACUGCUCACCCCAGUUUAACUCCUGGACACUGAAACACUUCACAACACUAUGGCAUCCGUUCAUGCUCUCUCCAAGGCAAACAUCAACUUCUCUCUGGCUAUGCUCAGACAGCUGAGUGAGGAUGACAGAACUGCAAACAUCUUCUUCUCUCCGUUCAGCAUCUCUUCAGCUCUGGCUAUGGUGUUGCUGGGAGCCAGAGGAGACACAGCCACACAGAUGGCUGAGUGCUUGAAGAUGCAGGACUGUCAGGAGGAAGUUCACACUCUGUUCCAACAACUGCUGGAGGAGCUGAACAAGUCGAGUUCUGGGUUUCUGCUGAGUGUUGCUAACAGGCUGUAUGGAGAGCAGUCUUUCCUCUUCCUUCAGGAGUUCCUAGAACAAACCAACAGCUGCUACAAUGCAGAACUUGAGUCUGUGGACUUCAGAAACAAAUACGAGGAAGCCAGGAUCCAGAUCAACAGCUGGGUGGAGAAGCAGACCCAAGGAAAAAUCAAAGAUGUCCUCUCUGAAGGGACUUUGAGCACAGAAACCACUCUGGUGUUGGUCAACGCAAUCUACUUCAUGGGAAGCUGGGAUAUACCGUUCUUGAAUUCUGACACACACGAUGCUCAAUUUAAACUCACCAUGUUUCGCUCAAAGUCUGUGAAGAUGAUGAAGCAGAAAAGUGUCUUCCGGCUUGGUUUUGUUCAAGAAGUCAACUGCCAGAUCCUGGAGAUGCCUUACAAGGAGAACGAACUGAGCAUGCUCAUCUUUUUACCCAAGCAGGGAGGUCUAAAAAAGCUGGAGAAACAUUUGACCUAUGAGAAAUUCACAGAGUGGACUCAUCCAGACAAAAUGCCUCAUACUUAUGUUAAAGUAAGAGUGCCUCGAUUCAAGCUGGAGGAGACGUAUGACCUGAACAGAGUCCUGACCAGCAUGGGCAUGGUGGAGGCUUUUGAUCGCAUGAGAUGCAACUUCUCCGGUAUGUCUGGAACCAAAGAUCUGUUUCUGUCUCAGGUUACCCACAAGGCUUUUGUGGAGGUGAAUGAGGAGGGAACGGAAGCAGCUGCUGCCACUGCUGCUUGUUUGUGCGGCGCCUCUAUAGCCAUGCUUUGGAGACGGACUCCCACCUUCACCGCAGACCACCCCUUCCUCUUCUUCAUCCGCCACAACUCCAGCAUGACUCUUCUUUUUGCUGGACGCUUUUGCUCUCCUGGGUUAGAGCUGUGAGGCCGAGAUGAAAUUUACUGAAGAAAGUCUAUUAGUCGUAUCCCCAAAUACUGUACAUCUAGAGAGGUUUAUGUUACAAUGAUAAAAUUACCUAAGAAUCA
Oryzias melastigma (Indian medaka) is the source of this 2941-nucleotide messenger RNA. RefSeq names its product leukocyte elastase inhibitor. Gene Ontology annotation, molecular function: serine-type endopeptidase inhibitor activity. The transcript has 11 exons. NCBI's taxonomy places the organism in Eukaryota, Metazoa, Chordata, Actinopteri, Beloniformes, Adrianichthyidae. Gene Ontology annotation, biological process: negative regulation of endopeptidase activity. The coding region runs from base 1680 to 2840 and encodes 386 amino acids. The record is from RefSeq and is a predicted model, not a curated record.